GUCUUAUCGAGUUUAUACCCCGCGAUGCAAUCUUUUUACUUGGAGCGCGUUUGCUUAAGCCUGUCUCUCAGAAACACGAAAGAAAUAGGUACCUUACAUUACAUUCUUUUAUAACAUACCUAGGGAGGGUAUCUACCUAACCUAAGAUAGCCAAUUUAUCGUUCUCUAGUAUAAAAUCUGCAAAAAACAAGCCAGCUAUUCUAAUCAUGGCUGAAGCGCGCAUUUCAGUACUCUGCAGUGGAAAUGGAACAAAUCUGCAGGCGCUCAUCGAUUCAUGCGCCUCUGACGCACCUGAUAGCAUACGAGGCAAGAUUGUAAAGGUGACAGUCAAUAGGAAAGGAGCAUAUGCGGUUACGCGGGCUGAAAAAGCUGGCAUCCCCACCGAUUAUUUCAACCUGGUCAAGGAUGGAUAUCACAAGCUUGGAGAAAAAGACGCUGCCGUACUUAAGGAAGCAAGACUAAAAUACGACGCCGACCUGGCACAGAGAAUACUGCGGGACAAGCCAGAUCUGAUUAUCCUGGCAGGCUGGAUGCACGUCCUGACGACGAAUUUCUUACGUCCCAUCGGCGAUGCUGGCGUGCCCGUUAUCAACCUACAUCCUGCUUUACCAGGAAAAUAUGACGGCGCAGGCGCAAUUGAAAGGGCGUACGAAGAUUUCAAGGCCGGAAAGCUCGAGGACAACACGACUGGCAUAAUGAUCCAUUAUGUUAUUGCUGAAGUUGACCGCGGCGAACCCAUUCUGGUCCAGAAGAUCAAGAUCGAAGAGGGAGAGAGCCUGGAAGAUCUAGAGCAGAAUAUCCAUGGAUACGAACACGAGUUAAUCGUGAAAGCCACCGCGCUGAUAGCAGAGAAAAUCUCUGCUGAGAAGGCAUCCAAGACAUAGGUGAGGAUGGCUUUGGCACAACUCCUGUUAAGAAGUCACACAAUCGGACUUUCUGGCUUUCUUUUUUUCGAAGAUACCUACCAAGUAUAUAAAAGC
Molecule: messenger RNA, 980 nt
Organism: Daldinia caldariorum
Lineage: Eukaryota; Fungi; Ascomycota; Sordariomycetes; Xylariales; Hypoxylaceae
Product: phosphoribosylglycinamide formyltransferase
Exons: 2
Coding region: 207-884 (225 amino acids)
Biological process (GO): 'de novo' IMP biosynthetic process
Cellular component (GO): cytoplasm
Molecular function (GO): phosphoribosylglycinamide formyltransferase activity
Source: RefSeq, a predicted model, not a curated record